AGAGCACUCCCGCGCCCACCACGGGCACUCUCACGCUCACGGGCACGUGCACGCGCCGCCCUCGUCCAUCGCGUCCGUCGCGUGGAUGGUCAUCAUGGGCGACGGCCUGCACAACUUCACCGAUGGAAUGGCUAUAGGUGCUGCAUUCGCUUACAUAGCUGGUGGUUUCUCCACAGCCAUCGCUGUUUUAUGCCACGAAUUGCCACACGAACUAGGCGACUUCGCAGUCCUGCUGAGCGGCAUGUCGGUGAAGCGCGCGGUGUGCUACAACAUCCUGUCGUCGGGGCUGUGCCUGCUGGGCAUGGUGUGCGGCGUGCUGGCCGGACACGCGCCCUCCGCCACGCGCUGGCUGUUCGCCGCCGCCGCCGGCAUGUUCCUGUACAUAGCGCUCGUCGAUAUGAUGCCAGAACUAAGUACAUCGCACAGCAAAGAGGGCACAUUCUGCCAGUGCGUGCUACAACUGAUGGGGCUCGCGACUGGCAUUGGCAUAAUGCUGGUCAUUGCUCUCUACGAGCAGGACCUCAAGAACUUAUUCGGUUAACGUGUUAAAGUGACGAAAUCCGUGCUAAUGACAAAAAUCCGUGCUAAUGUGACCAAAAUCCGUGAUCCGUGCAAAA
Molecule: messenger RNA, 617 nt
Organism: Trichoplusia ni (cabbage looper)
Lineage: Eukaryota; Metazoa; Arthropoda; Insecta; Lepidoptera; Noctuidae
Product: zinc transporter foi-like
Biological process (GO): intracellular zinc ion homeostasis; zinc ion import across plasma membrane
Cellular component (GO): membrane
Molecular function (GO): zinc ion transmembrane transporter activity
Source: RefSeq, a predicted model, not a curated record